Populus nigra (black poplar) is the source of this 1156-nucleotide messenger RNA. RefSeq names its product protein CHLOROPLAST J-LIKE DOMAIN 1, chloroplastic-like. Gene Ontology annotation, cellular component: chloroplast membrane. Bases 156 to 1013 code for a protein of 285 amino acids. The record is from RefSeq and is a predicted model, not a curated record. Lineage: Eukaryota; Viridiplantae; Streptophyta; Magnoliopsida; Malpighiales; Salicaceae. The transcript is spliced from 10 exons.
GAAUAGAGAAGCAAAGGGAUUCCCGGAAAUGGAAUUGAAUUCCCAUGGUUGACACAAACAAACAAGCACUAACGGAUAGAAUCUGUAAAACUAUCAAAAACCCUAAAACUCAAAUUCAACAAUUCCCUCCCACAGAACCAUAAUCAUUGAAAUCAAUGGCUUUAGCGAUUUCAAAUAUGCUUAACUGCCCUAAAACCCAAAUUUCCCUGAGGAAUUACACUCUCAAGAUCUCAGUCUUGAAACCCCCAACUUCCUCAAUCAUAUUUCCUAGAGCGGUAAGGGAGCAUAAAAGUUUUGUUUGUGCUUCUGCAUCAGCGGCAGGAGGUUCUGGGUCAGAUAAUGAUUUAAACCCAUAUGAGGUUCUUGGUGUGAAUCCCAUUGAGGGGUUUGAUAAGGUCAAGGCAGCUUAUGAAAAAAAGCGCAAGGAGGCCGAGAAACAGGGUGAUGAAGCAGCUGCUGCUCAACUAGAGAAGGCAUAUGAUAAAUUGAUGAUGGCUCAGUUAACUAAUCGGAAGAAGGGUGUGACAUAUGGUUCAUUCAAGGUUGCCAAGGACAUAAAAUAUGCUGAUAAGCAGCCAGUUGUACCAUGGGGACCAAGGUUUGCCAAGUCCAGUGAAAAUGACAUGCGGAUUAACUUGGCAAUAUCUGCCGCAUUUACAGCUUGGAUUCUUAUCAAACGCAAUGCUGAGUAUAAACCUCUUCAGUUUUUGGCUUUUGCAUUUGUAUAUCGAAUUUUUGAGAAGUUAAAAACCUUUGAACCUCCUGUAUCACCGACAUAUUCAGAAGGUGGUGAAGAUGAGGGGCGAACACUGCGGUUGGGAAAACGGAUACUUCGUGCUCUUGCACUAGUUUUUGGCUCUAUCACUUUUGCCUCCUUGGCAUACACUGGUAUUUUGAAUUUGAUUGAGAUGGCUGGCAGUUACAUACCUGCUUUUCUUUACAAUAAUCAGGAACUGCUAAUCACCACUGCUACAUCAGCCAUUCUCUACAUCCUAGCAUCAUAUUAUCGGUAAUCAACCGGUCAAGAGGCCAAAGGAACAGUGCAUAAAGCUUUUUAUCUUGUUUCUUGUUUUUUCUCAGUUCAUUCAGUUGUGAAAUGAAAUGAGGAACUUUGUAAAAAUGGAACAGUAAUAGGAAAAGAAAAUUUUGGUUAAAA